Messenger RNA from Drosophila mauritiana, 658 nucleotides. Its product is annotated as E3 ubiquitin-protein ligase RNF4. NCBI's taxonomy places the organism in Eukaryota, Metazoa, Arthropoda, Insecta, Diptera, Drosophilidae. The coding region runs from base 18 to 548 and encodes 176 amino acids. The transcript has a single exon. Gene Ontology annotation, cellular component: nucleus. The record is from RefSeq and is a predicted model, not a curated record. Gene Ontology annotation, biological process: protein ubiquitination; interstrand cross-link repair. Gene Ontology annotation, molecular function: ubiquitin protein ligase activity.
UGUCACUACAAUACAAAAUGUCGACGGAGACAGAGACGCAGGAAAACCAGAUCAAUCUAUUGUUGGUGAAAAUGGAGGCACUCGAGAAGGAACUUGAGCGCACGGAGCAGCAGCAGGAGCCGCCCAAUGGCAAUCCGGAGGAGCAAGUCCGCAAGCUCAGGGCUCACAACUUGCGGGUCAAAUAUCUGAAUACUCAGCGUCGUCGCAUCCUGCGCCAGUUGCAGGGCAAGAUGCUGCAUUAUGCGACCCUCGAGGAACGUUUGCACAGACUCGGCGAACUUGUGCUCAUUGCAGAGCUCCAUUCGGGUGUGAAGAAAAUCAAUCAGCGUCUGGACAAGAUGGUGGAGGACUCAAGGUGCUCCAUUUGCCUGUUGCCCUGGACGGAAAAUGGAAUACAUCGCCUGGUCUCGCUCCGUUGUGGCCAUUUGUUUGGCAGCAGCUGCAUCCACAUAGCCAUACGGCGCAACCAUCGCUGCCCCAUCUGCCGGCGACGGGCUCGCCACUUCCACGUGCGCAGGAUCUACAGUCCGAGCUUAUUGUCUCAUUAAUUCGACCAUCUCAAUUUUUGCGUUUUCAUUGAAGUUUUCAUAUGUAUGUAAAAACGUUCUUUUAUGGUUGAUGUUUGUUCAAAAUUCAAGUAAAAACAUGAAACACCUUA